CAAAACCCACCCUCGAUACCGAGCCACAAAUACAGUCAAAAACAAACCCCCCCGGAAAAGGUCAACUCGUCAGCACAGCUGUUCGCAGCCAGACCUGUUCGGUGAAGGUCUUCCAGAGCCGGCAAAACGACGGGGUUGUUGUUUUAAGCUUUGUUUUUAACCAACGAUGCAGCAACAGCUUGUGAUGUCACCGAAAACACACCACACUUUCGUGAGUGCUGUCAGUUUCGUUUCGGUGAUUGUGUCUGGUGGAAGGAAUUGCUUGACACUGAACAUUUUCGUGGGGUUUUAGCCGAAAUUGCCCAAAAACUCAACGAUGGCAGCCAAGCGUGUUUCUGUGCGUCAGACACUCUCGUGGGCUAUCGUUAGCCUGUGCCUUCUGGGCCUGCCGAGCCUGAUCGAUGCAAAGAUCUACACAAAGUGUGAGCUUGCCAAGCAGCUGACCGCGAACGGGAUUAGCCGGACGUAUCAGGGGCACUGGGUCUGUCUGGCGAUCGCUGUCAGCGGGCUGGAUACCACCAAAACCACCAUGCUGCCCAACCUGACCGCCAACUAUGGAAUCUUCCAGAUAAACAGCAAGGAAUGGUGCCGCGUAGGCUACAAGGGCGGCAAAUGUAACAUGAAGUGUGAAGAUCUUGUGACGGAUGAUAUUACCAAUGCAAUUAAGUGUUCCAAAAUCAUUCAACAACAGAACGGCUUCAACGAGUGGGUUAUGUGGCAGAAGAAGUGCAAGGGCAAAGAGCUGCCAGACAUCGCCAACUGUGCGGCAAUUGGUUAGGGUGUGGUAUAGGCAACGAAUAAGCGAACAAACGGGAAAUAUCCAGUAAACUAUUACAACAUGCACCUUUACAACUGAACCAUCCAAGUGAAACUUAAACCACAAUUUGUAAACAAUAAAAUGAAGGUAGACUCAGUGAUCUAAAUUAUACAAUACA
Anopheles coluzzii is the source of this 935-nucleotide messenger RNA. Its product is annotated as lysozyme c-1-like. The record is from RefSeq and is a predicted model, not a curated record. Bases 317 to 778 code for a protein of 153 amino acids. Lineage: Eukaryota; Metazoa; Arthropoda; Insecta; Diptera; Culicidae. Gene Ontology annotation, molecular function: lysozyme activity. The transcript has 3 exons.